CAAUCAGCGAGCGCACACAGUAUAUAAAGCUCUCUUCAUGAAAACGGGAUGAGAUAGUUUGGAUGGUUUGGAGAUUGAGGGAGGCGAAGGCAAGUAAGAAACAUGAAGACCGUAGCCUUUCUCUAUCUUUGGUUCUUAUAUUUUGGGUACACUCUCUGUAGUCCUAGUCAGACUUCGAAUAUGAAAAAUGUGACGAAUGUUUAUGAGUUUCUCUGGGAGAACAAUGCAGACAUUGCCAAUGAGACGAUCAGACUGGACUUCCUGAUAGAAAUGCAGAACGGCAGCCUGCAGGCGGAGAGAUACAUCAACUUCACCAUCCAAGACAUUAACUAUGUACUGAACGUGACGAACAUGCUGAAGAAUUUAAGCGUAACUGUAACUCGGCCCAGUGACCUCAAGACCUUCUUUAUGGACAGAUACUCGAGCUACAAUAGCUUUGGAAAGCUGAUGCUCCAACAAUACGGCUUCACGAGCACGCCUCCCAUUCGGCAAACUCCAGCUAUGAAGCAGUAUCUCUCGUACUACAGACACCUGAUGAUGAAUGAAGACCCGCUGUACUUCGCUGUGGGUCUUCUGCCCUGCUCCAGACUCUGGCUUUGGCUGGCGGAUAAUCUCAGCACUCCUCCAACCAAUGCCUACUACACCUGGAAGGUGGAGAAUAUGGAAGGCAAUCCCGAGAAACACUACAAAGCUCUGCUGAACAAGCAUCUGAACACAACUGCGAAGGUGCAGAAGGCUAAUGUUGUUUUCCGCGCUCAGAUGCAGCACGAGCACGAUUUCUUCUACUCGUCUUGAGGGAGAAAUGUCGCAAACAGCCUUCUGUCUAAUCAACUCAAUGUUCCUCGAAAACGUGAUUUGAAGUACUUCACGGCUAUGGAAUAAAAAUGAACGAAUCGAUUAAAAAUUCUUUACUCUUUUAACCGAAUCACAUCUUUUAAUCACGAAAACGGCGUAUACACAGCCAGUUUCAACAGAAAUGUAAUUCUAUGCUAUUGUUCCUGAAUUUUUACUGUUUUUCUUCUUUGCAUUACCCAGCAACAAAUAAACAAAAAUACUACAACACGUC
This is a messenger RNA of Puntigrus tetrazona (Sumatra barb), 1066 nucleotides long. RefSeq lists its product as uncharacterized. The coding region runs from base 103 to 795 and encodes 230 amino acids. The record is from RefSeq and is a predicted model, not a curated record. The transcript has 3 exons. NCBI's taxonomy places the organism in Eukaryota, Metazoa, Chordata, Actinopteri, Cypriniformes, Cyprinidae. Gene Ontology annotation, cellular component: cytosol.